UAGGGAGCCACGUAGGAGGAACGUUGAGUUUGUGAUAGGAAAAGCUUUCAACUGUUUGGUGGCUGAAACUAGAGGCAACUGCCAACCCCACAUAUCCAAACUCCAUCGCUCCGCAUUCGCCGGAAAAUUGACGUGGAAAUGCCGCAAGCACCGUCACUUCCCCGCCUCCACUCUCCCUUCCUCUCUUGCCCCCUCAAGCUCUCCACCUCCCCUUCUUCCUUACGCGUGCCCCACAAGUUUGCAGGAAAUCAACGGUCGCCAAAGUCGCAUCCAUGCAUCAGAGCCAUUGAUCUCGAUCAAAACACGGUAGUGGCAAUCUCAGUAGGGUUUGCGAGUGUUGCGGUUGGGAUUGGCAUUCCGGUUUUCUACGAAACACAGAUCGACAGCGCUGCUAAGAGAGACAACACUCAGCCAUGCUUCCCCUGCAACGGAACUGGCGCUCAAAAAUGCAGAUUCUGCACGGGGAGUGGGACGGUGACAGUAGAGCUUGGCGGGGGCGAGAAAGAAGUGUCCAACUGCAUCAACUGCGAAGGGGUCGGUUCGUUUACGUGCACAACGUGUCAGGGUUCCGGGAUUCAACCUCGGUACCUUGAUCGCAGAGAGUUCAAGGACGAUGACUGAUCGAGGUCAGCUGGGAUAUUCGAUUCUUUCUCUUACUUGUGUUUGUUGUUUUUCAUGACUUUCAUUUUCUUUAUUCUUCUCUGUACAAGAGUAUGCAAACAAAGAUACAAGGACCUAUUUUGUCGAAAGCGGUAUUCUAAACUAUGCUAAUCUAUUAGGAACGGAGUUUGAAUUUCGAUGAAA
Malus domestica (apple) is the source of this 804-nucleotide messenger RNA. RefSeq names its product protein disulfide-isomerase LQY1, chloroplastic-like. The record is from RefSeq and is a predicted model, not a curated record. Lineage: Eukaryota; Viridiplantae; Streptophyta; Magnoliopsida; Rosales; Rosaceae. Gene Ontology annotation, molecular function: protein disulfide isomerase activity. Gene Ontology annotation, cellular component: chloroplast. Gene Ontology annotation, biological process: photosystem II repair.